Xenopus laevis (African clawed frog) is the source of this 1479-nucleotide messenger RNA. RefSeq names its product aldolase, fructose-bisphosphate A L homeolog (gene aldoa.L). The coding region runs from base 57 to 1151 and encodes 364 amino acids. Gene Ontology annotation, molecular function: fructose-bisphosphate aldolase activity. Gene Ontology annotation, biological process: glycolytic process. The record is from RefSeq and is marked predicted. The transcript is spliced from 9 exons. NCBI's taxonomy places the organism in Eukaryota, Metazoa, Chordata, Amphibia, Anura, Pipidae.
GAGAUCCCCUGCACCCUGCCUGCCUCCCACAGCACCCGCUCUCAGAUAUCGACAGCAUGCCUCACCAAUACCCAGCACUGACCCCCGAGCAGAAGAAGGAGCUCCAUGACAUCGCCAAACGCAUUGUGGCUACUGGCAAGGGCAUCCUGGCAGCCGAUGAGUCCACAGGCAGCAUUGCUAAGCGCUUGAGUUCCAUUGGGGCAGAGAACACAGAGGAGAACCGCAGAUUUUACCGCCAGUUGCUCUUCACGGCCGACGAAAAAGUGAACCCCUGCAUCGGGGGCGUCAUCACCUUCCAUGAGACCCUCUACCACAAGACCGACGAUGGCGUGGCCUUCACCAAAGUCAUCAAGGACAAAGGGGGUGUCGUAGGCAUUAAGGUUGAUAAAGGUGUCGUCCCUCUGGCUGGAACCAACGGUGAAACCACAACUCAAGGUCUGGAUGGACUGUCCGAACGCUGUGCCCAGUACAAGAAAGAUGGCGCUGACUUUGCCAAGUGGCGCUCCGUGCUCAAGAUCUCUGAACACACCCCCUCUCACCUGGCCAUCAUAGAGAAUGCCAACGUAUUGGCCCGUUACGCCAGCAUCUGCCAACAGAAUGGAAUUGUGCCCAUUGUGGAGCCUGAGGUCCUUCCUGAUGGAGAACAUGACCUGAAGAGGUGCCAGUAUGUGACAGAGAAGGUCCUGGCUGCAGUCUACAAGGCUCUCAGCGACCAUCACGUUUACCUGGAAGGGACCCUGUUGAAACCAAACAUGGUUACCCCCGGGCACGCCUGCACCAAGAAGUACCCCCCUCAGGAGAUUGCCAUGGCAACAGUCACCGCCCUCAGGCGCACAGUGCCCCCUGCUGUUGCAGGAAUCACCUUCCUGUCUGGAGGACAAAGUGAGGAAGAGGCCACGGUGCACCUGAAUGCCAUCAACCAGUGCCCCCUGCUCAAACCCUGGCCCCUGACCUUCUCCUAUGGACGUGCCCUUCAGGCCUCUGCCCUCAAAGCUUGGGGGGGCAAGAAGGAGAACACCAAGAAGGCUCAGGAUGAGUACGUCAAGCGCGCCCUGGCAAACAGCCUGGCGUGCCAAGGCAAAUAUGUAGCCAGCGGAGACACAGGAGCCGCUGCCGGAGAAUCCCUCUUCGUAUCAAACCAUGCCUACUAAAUGCAGCCUUCCUGCUGCUCCUCGUCACUGGUGGCCGCUUCCAUUUGCAUAGAGGCCCCUCCCCCGCAGAGCGAUUAGCCCUUCCCCUGUGUAGAGACCCCUCUGCGGAACAUUAGCUAAGCCAUUCCUCUUGCUGGAGAGAGACUGCAGGCUGAGCAUCGUUGCUAUGGUGAUUCCUGGACGGUCCAGCAGAGGGUGUGAAUGAUGCGAGAGUGUGUGUGUGUUUGUGCUUCUUGCACUCCUGUAUAUGUAUUUCUCUCUCAGCUCUGAGUCACUGUUUUGUGUUACUGCUGAAUAAACCCUCAAUAAAGCAGUUUCCUGACCCACA